Molecule: messenger RNA, 1008 nt
Organism: Talaromyces marneffei
Lineage: Eukaryota; Fungi; Ascomycota; Eurotiomycetes; Eurotiales; Trichocomaceae
Exons: 4
Coding region: 1-1008 (335 amino acids)
Molecular function (GO): O-methyltransferase activity
Source: RefSeq, a predicted model, not a curated record
AUGAGAGCUCUAUAUCAAUACAAGAUCCCAUUUGCCUUCCCUGUUGGAGAAGAGGCGACAUUUGGGCAGAUAGCUAGCAACUGCAACUGCAGCGAGGCCAUAGUUCGCCGUAUUAUGCGGCUUGCAAUGACAAAUAGAAUUUUCAAGGAAGUUCGCAAAGGAGUCGUUGUUCACACUGCAACAUCCAAAGCUUUAGCAGAAGAUGAAAAGUUUCGCGAUUACGUUGGCAUGAGAUGCGAGGAAAUGUGUCCAGCAGAGUUAAAUACGAUUCCAGCUAUGCUGAAAUGGCCCGACUCCGAGGACCCAUCUCAAACAGGAUUCUCGUUGGCAAAUAACACAACAGAUACAAUGUAUCAGAUCAUGGGUAAAGACCCAGCCAGAGCUCAACGCUUCUCCAAUGCAAUGGCAUUCCGUCUUACAGGUCCUGCCUUGAAACUUGAUUUCCUAGUUGAACACGGACCAUGGGGAGCUCUUCCAACGGGAGGAACCGUGGUGGAUAUCGGUGGCUCUCAUGGGAAAGCGAUGGUUGCUAUUGCUGAAAAGUUUCCUUCGCUCCGCUUUAUCGUUCAGGAUCUACCGUCCACUAUUGCUGCUCGUCGGCCCAUUCCUCCAGAAUUCGAUCAUUGUAUAUCGUUCAUGGAGCACGAUUUCUUCACGCCUCAGCCAAUCACAGGUGCCGAUGUCUACUUGUUUAGAUGGAUCUUUCACAAUUGGCCAGACAAGCACUGUAUACGCAUAUUGAAGAACUUGGUACCUGCCUUAAGGCAAGGUUCAAAGGUAGUUGUCAGUGAGAUAUGCUUGCCCGAGCCGAAUACUAUAGUGGUCAGAAAGGAAAGAAAGUUACGUGCUAUGGACGUUGCCAUGAUGACAAUGCAAAACGCUCAAGAAAGGGACAAGGGUGAAUGGGUAGACCUGUUCAAACGUGCAGAUGAGAGGUUUCGUUUUGUGGAAGUUGUACAGCCAGAAGAGUCCGAUCUCGCUGUUAUCGAAUUUACAUGGCAGGAAUAA